Messenger RNA from Lates calcarifer (barramundi perch), 1517 nucleotides. RefSeq names its product forkhead box D1 (gene foxd1). Gene Ontology annotation, molecular function: RNA polymerase II cis-regulatory region sequence-specific DNA binding; DNA-binding transcription factor activity, RNA polymerase II-specific. The record is from RefSeq and is a predicted model, not a curated record. Gene Ontology annotation, biological process: anatomical structure morphogenesis; regulation of transcription by RNA polymerase II; cell differentiation. NCBI's taxonomy places the organism in Eukaryota, Metazoa, Chordata, Actinopteri, Centropomidae. The transcript has a single exon. The coding region runs from base 394 to 1458 and encodes 354 amino acids.
UAUUUAAUUUUUUCUCUCUCUCGCUCUCUGUUCAUUUUGCCUGGGUGACGUUUCCUCACCAUGUGAUCAGGGCGGUGGUAUAAAUACCGAGAGAAGAUCCACCCCCUCUGUGAUUCAGGUUUGGCCCUUUCGCAGGUUUCCCGGCAACAUUUCUCUGCCCUGGCAUCGACGGGAUCGUUCGUUGAUCGGCGAUAAAUUAAAAGAAAAAAACCCCUUGGAAACAUAUGGAAAUAGCGAGAGGACGGGGGGACAUCUCUCAGCGGCGGCGACACGUGCUCCUCUCCUCUCCCCCUCCUCAUAUGAGUUUUUGAAGAGGGAGGGCAGGGCAGCUUGUGCAUCUCAUCGUCUUCCUCAUCUGGCGUCGGGAGAGGGCACAGCCGUGUGUGUGGAGCCAUGACUCUGAGCUCAGAGAUGUCGGAUGCCUCCAUCCUUUCGGAAGAGACCGACAUCGAUGUGGUCGGAGAAGGGGAGGAUGGGGACAACCAGACGCGCUCCUACGUGGACGAGGUGGCGCAGAUGCACGACGGGAUCCUCCUGGCCGGCUCUCCUCCUCCGUGCCUGGACAGCUCCACCACCACAAGGGAUACCUACAAGCCAGCGGGCAAGAACACCCUGGUGAAGCCCCCUUACUCCUACAUCGCCUUAAUCACCAUGGCCAUCCUGCAGAGCCCGAAAAAGAGGCUCACCCUCAGCGAGAUCUGCGACUUCAUCAGCAACCGCUUCCCGUACUACAGGGAGAAGUUCCCGGCCUGGCAGAACUCCAUCAGACACAACUUAUCCCUCAAUGACUGCUUCGUCAAGAUACCGAGGGAGCCCGGGAACCCUGGGAAGGGCAACUACUGGACCUUGGACCCGGAGUCGGCCGAUAUGUUUGACAACGGGAGCUUUCUGAGGCGGAGGAAACGCUUCAAGCGGCAGCAGACGCAGGACUUGCUGCGGGAACACAACAGUUUUAUCCCCGCCGCCGCUGCUGCCGCGUACGGGUACGGACCGUACGGCUGCGGAGGUUACGGCAUCCAGCUCCAGUCCUACCACACACACUCUGCGCUUUUUGCUUUUCAGCAGCAGCAGCAGCAACAGCAACAUCAGCACUCCAGGCAUUCACAUUCACACACGGGAACCAUUAUCCCUGCACCGUCUUUGAUGCCCACCACCACGGACUUAGCCAGGAGUAGGUUUUACCCUCAGCUCAGCUCCAGCCUGAGCUCAGCCAGCGUGCAGGCUACAACCCCGGCGCAGAAGUCCAGCUCUCCGGUGCAGCGGUCUCCCUUCUCCAUAGAGAGUAUCAUAGGGGGGUCACUGAGCCCCUCCAGGACUUCUCCGGUCCUUGUCCCGGUCUUACCGUCCUCUCUGGGGCCUCCAGCGGUCACCCAGCCGCAGACCGUCCAUCCCGGAACUGUUUUACACCCGGCUGAAAACUUUCCGAGCAGAGUGGUGAGCGGCACCAGCGGCUGCUAAAUGUCUUAAACUUUUCAAGAAACUUUAAAAAAAAAAAAAAAAAGAAAGAAAGAAAGAAA